This is a messenger RNA of Schistosoma rodhaini, 1918 nucleotides long. The record is from the annotation of a GenBank genome assembly. Lineage: Eukaryota; Metazoa; Platyhelminthes; Trematoda; Strigeidida; Schistosomatidae.
AAAAGUUUGAAUGUUGAAAAGGCUCAACUUUUCAAGUUCAAUGUUUACCUGCCGCUUCGACCUUCAGUGCACUUGACACAUUUCCUUAUUAAUAAAUCGUAGUCCAUAUCAGUUAAAAUCUUUCCAGAAGGUUAGCUUUGAUGGCGGCACCCGUGUUAACUAAGGAGGCUGCUGAGAAGACCGCGCGAUCUAUCUUCGUAGGCAACAUACCGUAUGAAGCGACUGAGGAAAAGCUUAUCGAACUAUUUAGCAAGGCUGGUCCUGUAAUCGGUUUUCGUUUGGUAUAUGAUAGAGAAUCUGGGAAACCCAAAGGCUAUGGAUUUUGUGAAUACAAUAACCCAGCUAUUGCUGCGAGUGCUUUGCGGAAUCUUCAAAAUAUUGAAUUCAAUGGCCGUCCGCUGCGUAUCGGACCAGCUGCUGGCGAACAAAAUUCUGCUGAACUGGCUCUAAGUAACCCAUCCGUCGGCCCGCCACUUGAAAGCCCAUAUGGAGAUAAUAUUGAUCCACAAGCUGCACCAGAAGCUAUUAGUCGAGCAGUUGCUAGCUUACCACCUGAACAAAUGUAUGAACUAAUGAAGCAGAUGAAACUUUGUAUACAAAACAAUCCUAAUGAAGCACGUAAUAUGUUACUCCAAAAUCCUCAACUGGCAUAUGCUUUACUGCAGGCUCAAAUCGUUAUGAAGAUUGUCGAUCCCAAAGUGGCUAUCGCUAUGCUAAAUCGCAGUCAUGACCAAAUCCCUCCUGCUAUGCCGGAUGAAGAUACGUCUAUGCGAGCACCAGUUAUGGCUUUUCCUGGUCAUAUCAAUCAGACAACACCUGUGGGUCCUAAUGCUUCAGGAAAUCAUAUGAUGCCUAUGUCUUCACCUGGGUCUCACUUGCCCCCCUCCGGCUUUCCACAUCACGGUGGACCUGGACCCGUUCCACAUCCAAACCAUUUCAGUGUUGAACAAGUUCCACAAAGAAGUCAAGCUCCUCAAGGAAUGCAACAGAAGUUUUAUCCAAAUAAUAUGCCACCUAAUGGGUUUCCUCCUAAUUCUGUUGCUCCACCAUCCCAGCCGCCUUAUGACUAUCCGUCAGGUCAAGCACAGCCACCUACUAUGUCAGGACAACAACCACAUUUCAAUCCCAAUGGACCUCCAAAUAUGGCUGUCCGACCUCAAAGACCACCCGCCGCUCAGAUUACCCCUGCAAUUGCUGCAGCGGCAGCUGCCAGUAUGGGUCCUAAUAGUUUACUAGCAGGGCAAGGUGAACAAGAAAAAGUCACACUUAUUAUGCAGGUUCUUCAGCUAUCAGAUGAACAACUUGCUCUCUUGCCAGAGGAUCAACGACGCAGCAUUAUGAUUUUAAAAGAACAACUGGGCAAAACAGGAGCAAUUUAAUCCCUUAUAUACUCUCUGAACAAUGCAUUACACUCAACGCGACUGAUAACAAGAAUGACUUGGAAACAAAAUGUAUCCUGUAAUAGUUUUGGACGUAAAAACAAUCGAUUUUAUACGGAGAUCAAAUACGUUUUUAGCAACUUUUGGAUUUGUUGCGAAGCGUCGUUUGCAUAUGAGUUAGUCAGAGUGUUUAGAUUAUUCUAAACAUGGAUAUUGGAUGGUUAAAGAUUUAUCUUUUUAACAAAGCAAUGAUUGGUUCAUGAUUCCAAUGGAAUUUUUAACAAAACUCGUACAUAUUGAUUUUACAAUAACGGAAAAUUUGUCAGUUCCUUGAAUAUCUCCACUAUUAACUCAAGACUUUGUAUUUCCCUCUUUGUUGGCUCAAGAUAAACCCGUAUACUUCUAAACCUUAGUCAGUUGCGUUACUCUAUCAAUAUAUCUUUUUUAAAAAGAAACGAUAUUGUAUGAUAUAUUAUUUAAAAUUAAAACUAUUAACAUGAAAUUUAGUUUACUUACCGUCAAAACAUGAAAAUGAUGAC